AUGGUUGAUCUCGUUCCCCCUACGUUCUCGACAGUCUGCACUGUCAACAACAUCAAGACUGCUGCAUUAGAGGGCAGUUCGCAACAUACCUUUUCAAUACCAUUACCACGAGCACAAACCAUGGCCGAACCGACGACAUUGAUGACGCUGCCGCCCGAGUUACGAGAGCGAAUCUAUGAAUUCGUUGCACAGUCGUAUACUACCCGUCGCGUUCGAACCGUCGACAGCGAAAGCAACAACGUCCCGGAAUUCAAGACUACUACGUCAGCCAUAACUGCUACCUGUCGCCUCGUCAACAAGGAAUACGAAGCUGUAGCUAGGAAAUCCACAACGACACUCGAAUUUACCGCGACCAAUAUGGAUUUCGGUCCUAUCAUGGCCUACUUUGACCGCAAAGUAGAUCCCCAAUUCCUCGCCACUCUGCAACAGAACAAGGCAAUCAUUCUCGUCAACAUCGUCAUUGACAAUCAUAACUACCAACGCAACCUAGCGGAGUUCUACCCUUGGGCUUUAUUCCUCAUCCGCGUUCAACUGGAAGCGGCAUAUCAGAGUGACACUCAAACGUGGAUGGAGAUCCACAUUGCAGGGUCGGAUGGAGGAUUCGAGGAGCAGUGCGAGCUGGAUAGGUCUAGUCCGCAGGACAUUCGUGACAACAUCGAGACGAUUCGCAAGUUAGCCGGAGAUUUCGACAAAGCUGUGUGGACUGCUUACCCAAAGUUCUUCAAAGCGAUGCAGGCUCGAUAUCACCAAGAGUGGGAUCGCAGGAACGGCGGAGAGUAG
This is a messenger RNA of Zasmidium cellare ATCC 36951, 780 nucleotides long. RefSeq lists its product as uncharacterized. The record is from RefSeq and is a predicted model, not a curated record. The transcript has a single exon. The coding region runs from base 1 to 780 and encodes 259 amino acids. NCBI's taxonomy places the organism in Eukaryota, Fungi, Ascomycota, Dothideomycetes, Mycosphaerellales, Mycosphaerellaceae.